CUAAACCGUCCUGGUAUUGGUGAAAACCAAACCUGAUCCUGUGAAUCCUGUGACGUUGGAGAGGAUGUGAUGUCACUGACAUGCUGGGAUCUCAUCAUGUUUCUGCUGUGGAUCUUCCUGCUGCCGGCGGCUUCCUGCUCGCUCUCCGGCAGCUCCGCGUUCUGUCCGGACCCAGAGGGCAGCAGCCGAGACGCAGGUCAUGUAAUUGAUUGUCUGGGUCUGCGCUUCGUCUGGCUCCACGCCGUCUUCGAUAACUUCCCCUCGCUGCUGAGCUUCGUGUCCAGGCUGCGGUGUACAUCAGGGCUGUGUCCGCGGGACCUGGAGGACUACGGCUGCUCCUGCAGACAUGUGGCGUCUGGGAACCCAGUGGAUCCUCUGGACACCUGUUGUGCAGCUCACAGGCAGUGCUACCAGAGUGCUGCCCCCUGCAGGCAGCCGCUGCCUCUGCCUCCGUAUAACUACUCUUGCUCCGCAGAAAGCAGCAGCUGCGAUGUUGGCGACCCGUGUCAGCAGAGGUUUUGUGAAUGCGACCGAGCCGCCAUCGACUGCGUGACCCGGAGCCGCUACAACCCGAGCCUGAGGGGCCUGACGGCGGCCGCCUGCUCCGCUGGAAAUGCUACAGAUUGGCUCGGCGGCGGCGCGGCGGAGGCUGACGACGUCUUCAACAGAACGGAUGUUCUCACAGCAGCAGAGCGGCUGUCCAACGCCGCCCCGCCGCCCGCAGAACCGGACCGGGUGAUGAUCGGUACCGUGGAAAACCAAAGUAAACCGGCUGAGCUGAAUGGAGAAUUCAUCACCGGACCACCAGAACCAACCGGACUCCGGACUCGUCCCGAGGAACAGGCAGCCGAGGGAAACCAAGAGGAACAGAAACACCAGAGUUUGAUCUCUAACGGCCUGAAAGAGGCAGAAGAAGAGGAGUGGGAGGACCAGGCUGAAGAUCAGAUGACCCAGAGUCCUGCAGAAACCAGUCCAACCAGUCCAACCAGUCCAACCAGCCCAACCAGUCCAACCAGCCCAACCAGCCCAACCAGUACAACCAGCCCAACCAGUACAACCAGCCCCGAUCCGGUCCAGUUGGUCCAUGAAGGAGCGACCCCAAACGGGCCGCCGUCUCCACGGAGCCCUUCUGGUGUUUAUUAUGGGAUGGAUCAGACAGCAACGCAGAUUCCUGCUGCUGGCGCCUCAGCAUCUCUGAGAAACACGCUGCUGGAUGGAACCGGUGUGGAGCUUCUGUCACCUGCAUCUCUAACCAUCGCCCAGUCCAAACCCACAGGAAGCUCAGCGACAGCUGGGAAAUCUCCACCAAUCACAACGAUGACGACGCCUCUCUGUGAGGAAGAGGAAGAGGAGGAAGAGGAGAAGGAAGAAGGCUCGCAGGAGGAAGACGGGGCGGAGCCAGGUCCGAAGAGGGCGGUGCCGUUCUUCGCCUGGUCUCUGCUGGAGUCCGUCGGUCUGACCGACAUCCAGCAGCCGGGCGGCCGAGAAUGCAGCUCCUCCUUCGGCGUGUUCAGCAGCGACGGCCGGCGCCGCAGAGAGAUGCCGGCGCUGGGGGAGAUGCUGCGCUGCCUGACGGGACGAUGUCCGCACGAGUACGAGAUGUACGGCUGCUACUGCGGACAGGAAGGGGCGGGGCUUCCUCUGGACCAGCUGGACAGAUGUUGCUUCUUCCAUCGCUGCUGCCUGAAGCAGAUCGGCUCCAUGGGCUGCCGGGCCGACAGGAAGCUCGACGCUCGCAUUUCCUGCGAGAGCCGCAACAAACCGCGAUGUCAAGGCGUCACAGUGUGUGACAAACUGCAGUGUGUGUGUGAUAAAACCACAGCACAGUGCAUGGCUGCUGCACACUUCAACCACAGCCUGCCGUCGCAGCGCUGCCGCGGCCCGGCGCCGCCCUGCCGCCGGCCCGGCAGGCCCUCCAAACCCGCAGCGGAACCGGCCUGGUCCAGUGAGGAGAGCAAACCCAGCCAGUCUGAGACGAGUUCUGCUCAGUAUUCAGACAGUGAUCAAAGUUCUGAUGUAAUGAAUGAAGAGACGCCGACUCCUCCUGCUGGAACAUCGAGAGCCGAAACCAAAGAGCUGCAGACGGUCGGUGGGAUUCAGAACCAAGACAGAACACCAGCAGAAAGACCGGGGGAGGAAGAGGAAGAGGAGGAGGAAGAAGAGGAGGAAGAAGAGGAAGAGGAGGAGGGGGAAGAGGAAGAUGAAUAUGAGGAGGAGGAAGAAAACUAAACCAACCACAGAAAACGUUGCAACUCAAAUACUUCAAUAGAAACAUUUUAUUUCUCUCCAACAUGAAAUUUCAACACAUUCUGAGACAUUAUGGUAAAACGAGGCUCUGCUGCUGCUCAGGUUCAGGAAAUGAGAUCUGAGAACAUCAAAGCCAAUCAGUGUGUAAGUUCAGGUCAGUGACUCCAGAACAAAAACAACGUCAUUUCCUGAACCUGCAGGAAGAGCUGAGCCUUGGCGCCCCCUAGUGGUCAUAAAUCACUGAACAACAACUCUGAGCGUCAGCGUUUUAUCUUUGAAGGUGAACAGAGACGAGACAUUUCUCUAAAACUGGCACAAGAAUACAGACUGCUGCACCACAGACGAAUAAAACGAGAAGGUUUCGCUGUUGCCGUGGAAACGAGCGGUUCCGCCCAGGAGGCGUGCAUCAGUAAGUGCAGGCUAAUCAGGCUGCUAGGACGACCAGCUGAACAUUCAGAGUAAAAACAUUCCCAUUCGUA
Gambusia affinis (western mosquitofish) is the source of this 2726-nucleotide messenger RNA. RefSeq lists its product as uncharacterized. The record is from RefSeq and is a predicted model, not a curated record. Gene Ontology annotation, cellular component: extracellular matrix. The coding region runs from base 70 to 2229 and encodes 719 amino acids. The transcript has 18 exons. Lineage: Eukaryota; Metazoa; Chordata; Actinopteri; Cyprinodontiformes; Poeciliidae. Gene Ontology annotation, molecular function: phospholipid binding; calcium ion binding. Gene Ontology annotation, biological process: arachidonate secretion; lipid catabolic process; phospholipid metabolic process.